AUGGGCAAGAGAGCACGUGCGACACAAAAGAGAUCAGAGAUGAUCAAUGACUAUCCAGGCAUGGCUUCUUCGGGACAAAGUAACCUUGCCAGGGGCGAUCGAUCUUCGACUCUUGCAGGCGAGACUGACAGGCGAAAGUGCUGCUUGACCGGACGCAAGGAACGAUGA
Mixia osmundae IAM 14324 is the source of this 168-nucleotide messenger RNA. RefSeq lists its product as uncharacterized. Lineage: Eukaryota; Fungi; Basidiomycota; Mixiomycetes; Mixiales; Mixiaceae. The record is from RefSeq and is a predicted model, not a curated record. The transcript is spliced from 2 exons. Bases 1 to 168 code for a protein of 55 amino acids.